Messenger RNA from Misgurnus anguillicaudatus (oriental weatherfish), 5331 nucleotides. NCBI's taxonomy places the organism in Eukaryota, Metazoa, Chordata, Actinopteri, Cypriniformes, Cobitidae. The record is from RefSeq and is a predicted model, not a curated record.
GGAAGGUGGAUUGGCGCAUGGUAAGAGAGGAAGUAAGAGGGAGGGGGGAUGAUUUUAGGCUGUUAUGAAAGGAAGAUAGAGACAGACGGGAAAGAGAAGUCGUGUCGCACAGACGACACAUCUUUUUUGCGACAGCGGUUGCGGUUGAUAUAGAAUAGCAUUAAUAUCAGAUUAAAGAAUUGCAGUUGCUGUUAUUGACGCAGGGCGUUAAAGGCGCAGCAUCCUUCAGCAUCAGCACCAGGAAGCAUCACGCGAGCAUUUUAUUUCCAGGAGCCGACAGACCUUCAUCUCUCAUCAGGGUGUGGUUGCAGUAGGAGGAUGAGGAGUCUGUUGUGUCUGCUGUCUAUCAGCUCUCUUGCUCUGAGCUAUGCAGUGGCAGGGGAUGUGUGUGUGUCUGGUCACGACAGUGGGCCUGUGUUUGAAGAGCAGCCGUCUAGUCUGAUCUACCCAGAGGGAUUGCCAGAAGGCAAGGUCACCCUGAGCUGCCAGGCUCGUGCCAGCCCUGCUGCUAUUUACAGGUGGCAUGUGAAUGGCACUGAAGUAGAUAUCGGAGAGGGUUCACGCUAUACACUGGUUGCGGGAAACCUUGUGAUUAAUAACCCUCAGCAUGGGAAAGAUGGAGGGGCGUACCAGUGUCUCGCCUUUAACCGAUGUGGCACCAUUGUUAGCCGGGUUGCUACCCUCAAAUUCGGCUACCUCCAUGAUUUCCCUCCUGAAAGCAGAAGUCCUCAGACAGUCCAUGAAGGAACUGGAACCUUCCUUGCCUGCCAACCACCAGCUCAUUACCCAGCUUUGUCGUACCGCUGGUUCAUCAAUGAGUUUCCCAACUUCAUUCAGCCGGAGGAGGGCAGAUGGUUUGUUUCCCAGGUGACGGGUAACUUGUACCUAGCCAAUGCGAGAACUAAUGACACAGGAAACUAUUUCUGUUUCACCACAAUUAAUAUGGACUUCAGCACCAAGAGCAUCUUCAGCAAAGCCGUUCAACUGACAGUUUAUGCCGAUGCAAACCCAAGGAAAUCUGCUCCAAAAAUCCGAGUGCGUUUUCCCGCUGAGACAUCGGCAUUAGCAGGACAAACCACACAGCUGGAAUGUUUCGCCUAUGGCAAUCCCAUUCCCAAGAUUCGUUGGAGGAAGGUCGAUGGGUUCCUCCCAGCUAAGGUUGCCAGUGUAGACGGGCCCAUCUUGGUUAUUCCCGAACUGACCUUUGAUGAUGAGGGCAUGUAUGAAUGUGAAGUCUACAAUUCAGAGGGCCGGGAAACACAUCAGGGGCGCGUGUCUGUGCAAGCCCAGCCUGAGUGGCUGCAGGUAAUGAGUGACUCCGAGGUGGAGAUCAGUUCCGAGCUGCAGUGGAGCUGCGCAGCCGCAGGCAAACCGAGACCCGCCAUCCGCUGGCUGCGUAACGGACAGCCACUCCGCACACAGGAACGUGUGGAAGUGAAUAAUGGGCGACUUAAGAUCAGUAACCUUGCCCUGGAGGAUUCUGGGAUGUAUCAGUGUGUGGCCGAAAACAAACAUGGCACCAUUUACUCGAAUGCCGAGCUUCGUGUUCAAGUUCAGGCUCCAGAUUUCAGGUUAAAUCCGGUACGUAGGCUGGUUCCUGCUGCCCGUGGAGGACGGGUUAAAAUGGAGUGUAAACCUCGUGCAGCUCCUAAACCUACUCUCUUCUGGAGUCGUGGCACAGAGCUCCUGACCAAUAGCAGCAGGAUAACAGUCACUCCAGAUGGGAUUCUGUGGAUUUACAAUAUCAGUCGGGCUGAUGAAGGGAAGUAUACCUGCUUUGCAGAAAACUACCUGGGCAAAGCCAACAGCACAGGACACCUGUCUGUUAGAGAUGCCACCAAAAUCACACUAGCGCCCUCUAAUGCAGACAUCAAUCAGGGUGAAAAUGUCACCCUGCAAUGCCACGCAUCACAUGACACUUCUAUGGAUCUCACCUUCACCUGGGCCCUCAAUGGGGUUCUGCUAGACCUGGAGGAACCAAAUGGACACUAUCGUCGCAUGGAGGGGAAAGAGACGAUCGGUGACCUGGUGAUAGUGAAUGGACAGCUUAAUCACGCCGGCACGUACACCUGCACGGCCCAGACGGUGGUGGACAGCGAGGUGGCUUCAGCCAGGCUUGUUGUAAGAGGCCCACCAGGUCCUCCUGGAGGUUUAGUGGUAACAAGUACCAAUGACACAUCAGUUCAGUUAAGAUGGAGUCGUGGAUAUGACAACCACAGUCCCAUUGGAAAGUACAUCAUCAUGGGCCGUUCAGCGCAGAUUCAUGACUGGAAGCGGAUGAGGACGGACCCAGCAAACAUAGAAGGAAAUGCCGAGUCUGCACGUGUGAUGGAUCUUCGACCAUGGAUGGAUUAUGAAUUUCUGGUCAUUGCCAGCAACAUCCUGGGUAGUGGAGAACCAAGCAUGCCCUGCCAGCCAGUCCGGACCAAACAAGCAGCACCAACUGUGGCACCCAGUGGACUUGGUGGAGGUGGUGGAAACCGUAAUGAACUGAUCCUUACAUGGACACCAAUGGCCAGGGAGUAUCAAAAUGGAGAUGGCUUUGGUUAUAUCCUGGCAUUCAGAAAGCAAGGUCUGCCAACCUGGACCGUAGUAAAGGUGCCACACGUCGACUCUUCACGAUAUGUCUACAGCAACGAGAGUCUUUCAGCCUACUGCCCAUUUGAGGUCAGAAUCAAGGCCUACAACAAAAAAGGAGAGGGUCCCUUCAGCCAGAUUGCCGUAGUGCACUCUGCAGAAGAGGAACCAACCGCAUCUCCACGGAGAAUAAACGCCACUGCAGUGACCGCUUUUGAGAUUCAGGUGUCUUGGGAGCCCAUUCAGCAUUUGAAUAUUAAUGGAGUACUUCGUGGUUAUGAGAUCCGUUACUGGCGCCAGCAUGAAAGGGAAGCGGCAGCGGACCGUGUGAGAACAGCAGGACUGGAGAACACCGCACGGGUGACGGGCCUAAGGCCUAAUACUUUAUAUCACAUCACUGUUCUGGCUUACAACAGUGCCGGCACCGGCCCACCCUCGCCUCGGACCACAGUUGUCACGAAGAAACCCCCCCCUAACCGUCCUCCAGGAAAUGUCUCAUGGAAGGUGUCUGGGUCUUGGGUUACUGUGAGAUGGGAUCACGUUAAAUCCAUGGACAAUGAGUCUGCUGUUUUAGGCUAUAAGGUCCUUUACAAGCAUGAAGGCCAGUCUGCUUUGAAGAUACUGGACAAAGGCAAGACAUCCAUCAAUCUUCCGCUACCAAAAGACAACGGCUAUGUGGUUCUUGAGAUCCGCUCCUGGGGUGAUGGAGGAGACGGAGUGGCCCAUGAGACCAUUGUGUCUCGAGAUUCAGGAACUGGAAUGAUGGUCCAGAACACAUCUGGCGGUUCAGAGAGUCUCUGCACAUCAGUUUUGGUAUUUACUGCACUGCCACUCCUUCUCAUGGACUUAUCGGGAUUGUGAUUUUAGCCUGUGAAAAGCCAUUUCACAUUAAUAUCACAAAAUAAUUGACAAAAACAGGUUUUCCUCUGGGGGGGGGGCUUUUUUGAGCAGGAAGGUUUUUUGCAAUGGUUGGUUGAAUAGUGUGGGAUGUAAAGUUUUGGAAAUGUGCGGAUGUGAAGAAAGUCAUUUUAUUCUUUUGUAUAAAACGCUUUUGUACAAGGAUGAUUGGUCACUGAAGAAUACAAAGGAAUCUUUGUAGAAGACUAGACUUUGAUUGUGUAACAUUUUAUCGACAGAAGCUUGCCUUAUCGGACAUUUAAACUUGAACAAUGGUUAUGUCAGCAUUUGGUUAUAUUUUCAAAAAAAUCCUAACAGCUGACCAACAUCGUCAAAAUCCGCCUUGAUUUUCUGGUACAGUACUGUACAGUGAAUACACAUCAAUGUAUUUGUGAGAUUUCAUACCGAGUAAAACAAAAUCUUUUUUCUUUUUUUAAUACUUUGUUGCUAUUUCAUGGCAGCAAAAUGAUCCAAAUAACUGUUUACAUUUUUUAUUUAUUUAUUUUUAUUAAUAAUGUAUUUAGAGGCAACAUUUGUGAACAAUGUUUCAUGUGUUGGUCCUGACUGUAGCGUUCUUGUGUGUUACUUUUAAAGAUGAAAGGUCUUGAUGAAUACGGCGGUACAACAGAAGCUGAUUAUCUUGUUGUUAAAGUGGGUUUGGCUCGCCAACUUUAUCACUGUUAUCUCAGUUAUUAUUAUUGCCAUUAUGCUUUGUUUCGUUGAGUGUUGAAAUGAUAAAAAAAAUCGUUUUAUCUUCUUGGCGCAAAUUUUACAUUAAACGAGCACGAACGCGGACAUUGAACAAUGCUGAUGAUAACAUUCAUGAGCAAACAAGUUAAUAAGUUUACUAUAAAACUUUUUUAAGUGUUAAUAUUCCUUGCAAGGUACACGUGAAGCCAUUUUUUAAAUUAAUGCUAAACUGGAUAUUUGCUCAUUUGCUUUGUCCUUGUGUCAGGAACAGAUAAAAUAUGAAUGCACUUGAAGUGUAGCAGGUGAUAUUUGACUUUUUUCAGUCUAAAACCAUUCAGUGUGCACUUGUUUUUCUUUCUAUAUUAAAAUCUUUCAGGAUGAGGGCAGCUACUUAAAAUAAUCCAUGUCUUAUUAUGUUACUGUACACACCUGGUAUUUAUUAUAAGUUCUUGUGGUAUUAAAAAGUUUUUAAUGUAAAUAUUGCAAUUUUCAGAGUGUGUGAGGAGUGCUUGACUGUUUGAUGUGCUUUAUUGCUUUUACACAUUUUUAUUCUCUAACACCUGUGACAUUAUUAUUCAAUAACUCUUGAGCAUAGUGAAAAUUAUGAUUCAUGAUCACUCAAUGAUGUUUAGAGCAGAGUUAGCCAACUGAGGCGUAAAACGCUUCAUUUGUAGCUCAUUAGUGGUUCAAUAAAAAUGGUACACUUCUCAUCACAGUAUGUAGAAGCAUUCAAAAAUCACUGCAAACCAAAACUUUUGUACUCUUCUUUCAAGCAAUUUGUAAUGACUUUAUGUGUGCACUAUGUACAAUUUCAUGAUUGUUUUUAUCUCCCAUCAUUUAUUUGAUCUGUAAUGAUUUUGCUGUUUAUCACAUUGUGUGGGGUUUGCCCUCUCUUGUUCAGGCUUUAUUGCUAGCUGGUAAACUGGUCUUGGAUCUGCAUCAUCUCAUUUUACAACUUAUUCCAAACUGGCUGUAGGUACGAUUACAGCUUAUAGUUUUUCUUUCAUGAAGCUCACUCAGGUUGUGAUGUCAACAAGUUGUGUCUUUGAACUACCAUGUACCCCAGUUGUUGUAAAUGUCGAGCCUGUCCAUUGUGGGCUGAAUGUGAAUAAUGCAGCACUUGUAAAUAUCCUUCAAUAAAAAAAACUUUUGACUGUAUUUGAAGUA